GGGGCGGGGGGGGGAACCGGGAGCGGGGCGGGGCCAACCGGGAGCGGGGGCGGGGGGGACCGGGACCCCGCGGUGGGGGCGGGAAGGAGGGACCAUGCGGUGGGGGGUUGGGAGGUCCCCCGGGGGCGGGAAUGGGAUCUCCCGGGAUCGGGAUGCGCGGCUGGGACCCCCCUCGCGUGGACGAUUGGGAUCCCCGGUGCGGGACUGGGACCCCCCCGGGGUCGGGCUGCUGGGCUGGGAUUCCCCCGUGGGGGCUGGAGAUCCCGGGGAGCGGGAACCCCCCCUGGUGUGGGGCUGGGACCCCCCAAGGAUAGGGGUGUGGGACUGGGACCCCCGUGGGGACUGGGGACCCUCCGGGGUGGCGGUGUGGGGUUGGGGGUGCCCCGGGUGUGGGGUGGGGGGCUCCCCCAGUUCGGCCCCUCCAGGCCGUGCCGUGUCCGCGCCGGCCGUGCUGUCCCCGGUGCCACAAAGCCCCGAUUGUCCCCGGGCAGCAGCCGGUGCCACCCGGGCAGCCCACCGGGGAUCGGGGACACGGGAGGGCCGUGGGUCACCCCCCCUCGCCGCCAGGCAGCCCCUGUGCCGCGGGCCGAGGCGAUGGCCGAGGAGCAAGAUGUCCGCUUUGUCACCGAGGAGAGCUUCGACUUCAGCUUCGUGUCCCCUUCCGACAGCCGGGAGGAAGAGGAUGAGGAUGAGGACGAGGACAAGGACAUCCCCGGGGGGGCCAGCGGGCGCUGGAGCCCCCUGAGCGGCGCCCGGCUGGAGGAGAUGGUGCGGGAGGCCACCCGGCUGGCGGCACAGCUGGAGCAGUGUCACCUGCCCCCCCGGGGGACGCCCCCCACGCCCCGCAGCCCCCGCCGCCAGACCUUCGUGGUCAAGGACAGCCCCGUGCGGGCGCUGCUGCCCACCGUGGAGUCCCCCCCCACCGCCACCCGCUCCCCCCCCGCCAAACCCCGGGGUCCCCCCGCUGUCACCAAUGUCCCCAGCACCCGGAAGGUCCCCUCUAGCUGUCACCCCACAGCGGUGCCGAAGGGACCCCCCGGGGCCAGGGUGCCCCCCCCUAGCAGGAUGGGCCCCCCCCGGCCUUGCCCUCCCCAGGGACAGGGGGCUGGGACACGGGGCAAGGCCGAGCCCCCCCGGGCUGGGACAGCAGGUACCGGCUUUGAGGGGGGGACAGGGACAAGGACGGGGACAACCAGGGGGUCAAAAGCCACCCCCAAGGCCCACCAUGGGGUGGGGGGGUCAGGGUACCCCCGCCUUGCCCCCACCCCACCUCUCUCCCCAGGCCAGACAAAGGCGAGGGGGGGCACAGCCCCUGCCCCCCCCGCCACCCGCCAGUCCCGCACCAGGGCCACCACUGUCCCUGUCCCCUCUGGCCACCCCCCCGCGCCCAGUGCCACCCCCAGGACAGCCGGCCGGACCCCAGCCGGGGGGGCAGCACCGGGCGGGAGGGCAUCUGCGCCCAGAGGUGCAGGGGCGGCGCGGGCGGCCCCCCCAGCCACUGGCUCGGGGUGCAAACAAGGGCCCCCCUCCAGUCGCCUGCGCCCCCCCCGGAAGACGGCAAUGAGCAGCACCCCCAGGUGACCCCUCACCCAGACCCCCCCAUCCUGGUGCAUGGGUGAGGAUGGGGGAACUGGGGAAACGGAGGCACGGGGUGGGGGGGGCAGAACUGGGCCCCCCCAGGGAGGAGGCAGAGGCGCAGGUUGGAUUUUACUUUAAUUAUAAAAGGUCACACCAGCAGUAGGAAACCCCCCCGCGCCCCCCCCCCCGACACCCAGGGGUCCCUCAGCCCCCCCAGCACCCACCCCUGGGUGCCCCCGCCUCAGCCUCACCCCUGGGGUGCACAAGGUACUUGGGGAGGGGCCCAGACAUUCCUGCACCCCCCAACUGACCCCCCCGCCCUGUGCCCCCCUCCUGGGGGGUUUGGCACUGUGGGGAGGGGCAGGGGGGGUUAUAUAUCCUUUUUUUUUGUAUUUUCAUGUAUUUUUUAAAUAAAACCCUCCACCGGGAA
Columba livia (rock pigeon) is the source of this 2008-nucleotide messenger RNA. RefSeq names its product proline and serine rich coiled-coil 1 (gene PSRC1). Gene Ontology annotation, molecular function: microtubule binding. The record is from RefSeq and is a predicted model, not a curated record. Gene Ontology annotation, cellular component: spindle microtubule; microtubule cytoskeleton; spindle pole. Lineage: Eukaryota; Metazoa; Chordata; Aves; Columbiformes; Columbidae. Gene Ontology annotation, biological process: mitotic metaphase chromosome alignment. Bases 595 to 1581 code for a protein of 328 amino acids. The transcript is spliced from 5 exons.